Molecule: messenger RNA, 3121 nt
Organism: Hippocampus zosterae (dwarf seahorse)
Lineage: Eukaryota; Metazoa; Chordata; Actinopteri; Syngnathiformes; Syngnathidae
Product: leucine-rich repeat-containing protein 75B-like
Exons: 5
Coding region: 173-1318 (381 amino acids)
Source: RefSeq, a predicted model, not a curated record
UGAAAAAGGGAAGGGGGCACGAAGGGGGGCUGACUGCUAAACGCUCUGAUCGUUCUCACGUCUGAUUCACGUUGCGCGGCGUUCAAACUUUCCUCGGCAUGGAUGCGUUUGCUCGCCCGCAAAAGUGUCAUGUUUUGGCGAACGGGAACAAAAAAGCGCGCUCUCAGGUGUGAUGGGCUCCAAGUUGAGCAGGCAGAGAAGUCGAGAUCUGGAAAGUAAAUGGACCAAGAGACGGCGGGAGAGGAAUGACACGCCGCUGCAAAGCGGCGGGGGAGGAGGAGGCGGCGGCGGCGGCGCUAGGGGGGAUCUGUUGUUUACCUCGUUGAUAUUGAAGUCCGACAAGCUGCCGGCGAUGCUGCGCAAACGGGACCGCAGCCCGUACGUCAAGCGGGUGGCUUGGAUCCGCGACAUCCAGCGACAUCUACGCGAGCACAGAUCCGAGAAAGCGGCUGAAGUGCUCAAACUGCUGAGAAAGGAUUUGGGACUCCAGGGAACGUCGCUCAAUGACAUUUUGUACAAGAAUGCGGCUUUUCUCAACCUGGUGGACCCCAUCUCACACGAGCUGCUGUUGAGUUUGGCCCGAGACCUGCAAUGUCCUAAGAGGGAGACGGACUCCCUCAAGUCCACCAACAAGAUCUGCCGCCAGCUAAUUUACCACCUGACUCCUCACUCCAAGUGGACGAGACAAAGCGUUCCCAGGAGGAAGUCUCAGGCCUGCCUGAAGACCACCCUGAAGAAAAAGCUGGCCGGCGAUGUGGUCAACCUCUCCGGCAUCCCGCUUUCGGGAAGAAACAUCCACCGCGUGGGCUUGUACCUGCAGGGUGCCAGCGACGCCGUGUCGGCUGUGGACUUGAGCUUCACGGGCCUUCAGGACGACAGCUUGCGCCUGCUCCUGCCGGUCCUAAGCGGUUUGCCCAAGUUGACCACGCUCGCCGUCAACGGCAACCGUCUGACGGCGGCCGUCCUCAAGGAUGUGACGGAGGUGGUGAAGGAGCCGAAGAAGUUCCCCAGCCUGGCGUGGAUCGACCUGGGUAACAACGUGGACAUCUUUACCGUGCCGCAGCCCCUGCUGGUGGCCCUGCGGAGACGUUUCGGUUUACGCAGCAGCCUGCCUACCAUAUACGAGUACCACGAGGCAAAGUUCGGCGGCUACGUUACCAAUAUGGAGACUUCCGUGGAGGAGACCAGCGUGUUUGAGGAAGGCGACGAGGGCGAGGAUGAGCGAGACGAAGACGACGACAGGCUGGAGUUGCGAGCUUGGGGCUUUACGGAGGAGAGAACGUCCAGGAAUGUGCAGGUGGCCUUCUGUGGGAGGUGAUCAAGAAGAAAUCUUGACUGACUUUCCUGGCUCUUCGUCUUCUCCCUUGAGUAUAAAAAGUAAAUGCAGUUUUGUUCCUCUGGACAGCUAAGGUAGACGCAUGUUGAACGUGAUAAAAGAUCAGAACUUAUUGCUCAUAAUUUUGCGGCCUCUUCAUCCAAGGAAACCCCCGAGGACCCCAAUCUGAGGAAGCCGACUUGUGAAACCACUGACCGAGUCUCUUGCCGACCCGUGGAAAAGCUGGGCAGUUAAGUGCCUUGCACAAGAACACCUUAGACUGACAAUAUGUUUACACGGUCACUAUGGGAACCCUUCCGAAUUCCUGGCAUUGGAAAUGAUCCGUUUUCAUCCUCCAGAAACUAAACUCUCAGUUCACGUGACUAACUGGUCUUGAAAUACAAAGUUUACACAAUCCGUUCCAAACACUGAUCAUCAGAUGCGGAGGUGCCAAAAAAAUGGAGGGUUGCAUUUCAUUCAAGAGUUACUGCACAUGACUGAGUGUAUGAGGCUUUCAAAAUAAAACAGGAAGUCAACACCGUGUUGAAUAUCCAUCCACUAUCUAAUCCGCUCAACCUGUUGAAAACAUUUUUACGCGCAACUGUUUUUGUACACAAAAUGAGAACAGGGUACAAUAGUUGAGCCUUUUCUAGGUAGGAGGAGAGCCACAAAACAAAACAUUGUCAUUCCACUGAAGUUCAAAAUAAAGGUUCCAAACAAUGGCAGCACGCUGUAUAGUGGUGAGCACAUCUGCCUCGCAAUUUUGAGGUUCGGGUUUGAACCCUUGGCAUGCUUUUUAAUACUCGCAUGGGUUUUCUCACUGUACUCAUCUCAGAUUCAAAAACAUAUGCAUGAUAGCUUCAUUGAACACUCCAAAUUGGAACCAUUUGUGUCUGUACUAUAUAUGCCCUGAAAGUGGCUGGAAAAACAGUCCGAGGUGCAGCCAGAGUCUCUUGCCAAACGUCAGCAGACUCCAUCUUACUAAUAAAGAGAACACACCCCAUUAAAAAUGGAUAGAUGAUACAAACGGUAUUUUUGACUGUAGCUGUGUUUAUCUGCACGCACACACACACACACACACACACACACACACACACACACACACACACACACACACACUGAUUACUGCCUGGGUUCUCUCAAAUCUACUUUUUCUCAGUAAAUAGGACGAGCCCCAGAUUAUUUGGAUGACGGCUUAUGACGAUUGAGUUUAUUUAUUUAUAGGGGCAAGAAGGAUGGCAAUCUGGCAUGUACACACACAUUUUAAACUGUACAAAUUGUCACAUUUUAAACUGUACGUUGUAGCAUGUUUUUUUUAUGUACAUGACCACAAAUAUAUAUUUUCUUUUAAAAUGUGACACUGCCUCUUGUUGUUGCUGUGUUAUAGUGUAUUUGUUGGCGUGCUAUUGUUUUUUUUUUUGUGCUAGGAUACUAAUGAGAUGAAUGCCUGGUGUUUGUGUGUGUUUGUAAUAUUAGAGUGUGCAUCAACUGGCACGCAGUGUAACAGACUACCUUUUGAUCACAGAAAUGAAAUGUUUACUCAUUUGCACUUUAAGGACAGCGAGUCCUCGGAAUAAACAGACUUUGUUUUAAUGAGUCUUUCUUGAUAUGAAAGUUAAUGAAACACUGAUCUUAUCUGAAUAUCUGAAUUAUUAUUUUGAUCAUUUUCUACAGAUCAGGUGAUGUGUGCAUAAUCUGAAGUUUUUCUUUUUAGAGCUUUUAUCAAUGGAGUUGUUACCUUUCUUUUAGAAUGAAGAUGAUAUUUACCUUCUGUUGCUUCCGAAAUAAACUCUGUUUGAAAAUCUC